This is a messenger RNA of Trifolium pratense (red clover), 576 nucleotides long. RefSeq lists its product as uncharacterized. The coding region runs from base 143 to 355 and encodes 70 amino acids. The transcript has 3 exons. NCBI's taxonomy places the organism in Eukaryota, Viridiplantae, Streptophyta, Magnoliopsida, Fabales, Fabaceae. The record is from RefSeq and is a predicted model, not a curated record.
UCUAACUCUGCCACUAUUUCCACAUUUCCCCUCACAACACCUUACACUUUCGCGCAUAAAAUCGAAAGGAGAGGAUUCUAGGGUUUCGUUUCGUUUCGUUUCGUUUCGUUUCUACACAUUCAUACGUUCAUAUUCAAUCAGGAUGACAGAAGCAACAGAGGCACCAUUCAGACCACGAGAGAAGCUUAUCGAGAAGCAAAAAUAUUUCCAGAAUAUGCGUAAUCAUACUCACUUGAAAGGGCCCUAUGACAGGAUUACCUCUGUUGCUAUACCCCUUGCUUUUACUGCAGCUUCCCUUUUUAUGAUUGGACGAGGGAUCUAUAAUAUGUCGCAUGGAAUAGGAAAGAAGGAAUGACUUGACUUCUGAUGGAGGAGGUGUUUUGUAAUACAGACCUAACAGAACCUCCUCAUUAUGGCCGUGAUGUUCUUUGCUGCAUCCAUUCUUUUCUCUUAAUAAAAUUGCAUAAUUGCACAGUUUGACCACCAUUGUGGGUUUAUAACUUGAGUGAUAAUGGUUCAUUGUUUGUUUGAUAUAAUCAAUUUUUGACGAAGUGGCUAGUUUUUGCUGGUUUUUUA